This is a messenger RNA of Chenopodium quinoa (quinoa), 987 nucleotides long. Its product is annotated as universal stress protein PHOS34-like. The coding region runs from base 233 to 718 and encodes 161 amino acids. The transcript is spliced from 5 exons. The record is from RefSeq and is a predicted model, not a curated record. NCBI's taxonomy places the organism in Eukaryota, Viridiplantae, Streptophyta, Magnoliopsida, Caryophyllales, Amaranthaceae.
UCACAUUUAUCAAGUUGUCACCUUAAUUGGCUUGGCUCUUUCUACUUGUCCUUUCAACUCCUCACCAUAUACUAUUAAUCUAAUAUUAUUGAUACUUUUUAGUCGGCCUUAUUUAUCAGCCUAUAUAAUUAUUUGUAAGAAGAAGCAGUUUUUGAUUUCUACUCGCCCUUAUCAUUUUCUCCAACAAUAACAUCUUGAUUCAUUGUUAUAUAAUACAAUACGUGUACGAGAAAUGGCUGAAGGAAGGAGAUUAGGAGUGGCAUUGGAUUUCUCAAAGGGAUGCAAAGCAGCAUUAAAAUGGGCAAUUGAUGGGCUACUUAGAAAGGGUGACACCCUUAUUGUUAUACAUGUUAAGCACUCUCAAUCCUUAGAGUCUCGUAACCUUAUUUGGUCCGACACCGGAUCACCUUUGAUACCACUUGCUGAAUUUUGUGAUCCUGAGGUGAUGCAUAGCUAUGGAGUAGAGCGUGAGCCUGAGAUUUUCGAAUUACUUGAUGUCAUAUCUAAACAACUACAGGUAACUGUGCUUUGGAAAAUUUACUGGGGAGAUGCGAGGGAAAAAAUUUGUGAAGCAGUUGGGAGCAUGGAGCUGAAUACUUUGAUCAUGGGAAGCAGAGGCCUUGGUUCCAUCCAAAGGGUACUGCUAGGGAGUGUCACAAACUACGUGCUAGAGCAUGCAAGCUGCCCUGUGACAGUUGUAAAGGACUCGCGGCCAUGAAUAUAAUGCUGAAGAGUGAAGAAUGCCAACAACUUUGUAACAUUGAAUAUUGCUUCUAUUCUACUAGUACUUCUAUUUUUAUUGGGUGUGAAUAAUCUCUGUGUUUAGCAUCACUAUUGCAUGAAACAGAACAAUCAUUGCUGGUUUGAGCUUUUUAUUUUCUUGGAAUUUUUAUGUGAUAUUAUUGUCAAAUGAUGUUGCAAAUAAUUGCUUAUCGAUCACUUUGGUUUUAUAUGCAACUUUUGAGCAAGACUCUUUGUCGAUGCAUA